Molecule: messenger RNA, 1485 nt
Organism: Paralichthys olivaceus (Japanese flounder)
Lineage: Eukaryota; Metazoa; Chordata; Actinopteri; Pleuronectiformes; Paralichthyidae
Source: RefSeq, a predicted model, not a curated record
UGAGCAUGCUCCGACUUGUGCUGGCUCCUCCUCCGCUGCGCCAGCUGUGCAGCCUCUGGACCACGCCCCCUGUUCACCUGACCCCGCCCCUCAGAGUCCGUACGUUCAGCCUCCUGCCAUGCAUCAGGCUCCACAGGCCCCGCCCCCGCAGCACUACCAACACAUCCCGCAGCACUACCACCAGCCCCCCACGCAACACGCCCCACCCACUCAGCAGAGCUCCAUUCAGAUCCCGCUCGGCGCCGCCCCUCCGAAGGUGGUGAGCACCGCCUGUAUCUACCCCUCGCAGCCCGCUCCGCCUCCAGCUCCGGCGCCGGUUCCAUUCCCUCCACAGCCUCGCCCUCCGGCCGCCGCCCCGGCCCCACCCCCGGCAGCUGAUGCCAACAGACCCCCCUGGGUGACCGACAACAGCUUUGCCGACAAGUUCGACCCCAGUAAGAUGACCACCACCACCAUGAAGGUGCCGCCGCUGCCCCAGGCCGCACCUCCUCCGCCAGCGUUCAUCCCCAAUCCCUCCCCUGUUGCACCUAUAGCUCCCAGCCCCGCCCCAAUCACCCCCAGUCCCGCCCCUUUCCCUCAAGUGGCGAGGGGCGUGGCGCAGAGGGCGGAGAGGUUCGCCGCCAGCAGCCGUACACCUCUGUGCGGGGCCUGUAACAACAUCAUCAGGGGCCCCUUCCUCGUGGCCCUCGGCCGCUCCUGGCACCCGGAGGAGUUCAACUGUCACUACUGUCACAUGUCUCUGGCUGACGUCAGCUUCGUGGAGGAACAGAACAGCGUUUACUGCGAGAACUGCUACGAGGAGUUCUUCGCCCCGACCUGCGCUCGCUGCAACACCAAGAUCAUGGGGGAAGUGAUGCACGCCCUGCGGCAGACGUGGCACACCACCUGCUUCGUGUGCGCGGCCUGCGGUAAAGCUUUCGGUAACAGCCUCUUCCACAUGGAGGACGGGGAGCCGUACUGCGAGAAAGAUUAUGUCUCGCUCUUCAGCACUAAGUGUCAUGGCUGUGACUUCCCAGUUGAGGCGGGGGAUAAGUUCAUCGAGGCUCUGGGUCACACUUGGCACGACACCUGCUUCGUCUGCGCGGUUUGCCACGUGAACCUGGAGGGUCAACCUUUCUACUCCAAGAAAGACAAACCUCUGUGCAAGAAGCACGCUCACGCCAUCAACGUGUAGACGCAGCGGCGACCCCGCGCUCACUGGGAGGAGCCGACUGCGACACAAGACGACAACUUUUUCAGAUGUGUGUAAAAGAUCUUUGUGCAAAACUCCACUUUGGUUUGAGACUUUUUCUUUGUGCAUUAAUAUUCAUGUUUAAAACGCGGCCUGAUGAAUCUGCUGAAAACUCGAGGUCAGGAAGUUUCCUCUCGUUCAUCACGAGGAUUUUAUACUUGACUUUUAUUUUGAUGAUGUUUUCUACCAGAGAGGAACUGUGGACAGUUUGAGUAUGGAGUCUUGAGUGUGCCAAAUGAAAUUACUGUAGAAUG